Dermacentor albipictus is the source of this 876-nucleotide messenger RNA. Its product is annotated as longicornsin-like. The record is from RefSeq and is a predicted model, not a curated record. Lineage: Eukaryota; Metazoa; Arthropoda; Arachnida; Ixodida; Ixodidae.
AGCCGCGCAACUUAGAGGGGGCGUAAACGGUGGCUCAGGGCCGUCGGUGCUCGAGCGUGCGCCUGCCACGUUCUAGCUUAAUGAGCAAACACGAAGCGUGGGCGCCUCGUAACACCGGGCGGCGGCACCUCAGCGCGCCGCUUAAAAUUUGAGCCCCGAAAUUCCGCGAAGAAGAUCCUCCCUUGAGCCGCGGGGCGGACUUGAGGCGCGUGCCACUCGACCCUGGGCGCGCGCGCCGACCGAUCGCCACUUGCCAGAGGGUUAUAUAGGCUUCCUGACCAAGCUGCCUGCCGCCUCUGAACGUGCCACGUUACUCAACAUGGAUCCCCGAGUGCUUCUCUGCUUGGUCCUGUUUAUAGCAGGUUCCCUAGCUGCUGAAGCGGAGAAGGCGCAUUCCAGAUCACGACGCGACUUCGGCUGCCUCAUGGGGAACCUGAUGCGAUGCCGGUUGCGUUGCUCUCGGAUAAACCCGGGGACCCUGGGCUACUGCCAGGGCGGCCGCUGCAUGUGCGAGACGGGCAUUCCUGUGCCAGGCCCAGCGGGUAUUAUGCGGCCCAGAUUAGUGCCACAAGCCGGGCCUAUUGGACCAGCGUUCGGUCUUCCGGUCGUGGCUUCGCGUGCAUGAUGGGCAACCCGUUCUUGUGCCGGCAACGCUGCUUCAUGCUGUACCCCGGCAGCACGGGCUUCUGCAUGGGCUUCCGGUGUCGAUGCAUUGGCGGCCCCUUUGGACCCCUGGGAAUGAUGGGAAUGAUGGGCAUGCCAUUCCUCUUUGGGUGAUGAACGAGGCCGCCGUUCUAUGCUGCAGCAUGAGCACGGGUGCGGUGCCGUGGUGCACCCUGUCCAAUAAAAUGGGCCCGCUCGGCGUCGUUUCUGUUA